AUGAAGAAAUUCAGAUUUGGAAGAAAGAAUAGUACAGCUACUUCAACCACUUCGUCCAACAAAAACUCCCCAAGAAAAGAAAAGAUCAGAAGCAGUCGUACUUCUAAAUCAUCAGCAUCAUUUCAAGCGCCAAAUUCCCCACCUCACUCAGGACACGAAAAAGGAAGGUACGGACACACUUUUGCUGAAGAAGAUUUAAACGACGAUCAUCACUCAUAUUCACAUCAACAAGGAAGCAAACACAAUAUGCCGGUCGCUCAGGAUCUUCAUAGUUAUACCCUGGAACCAUUUGGCAUCACCACAGAUCCAUCAACCGUUCCUUACAAGUCUCGUGCUCCACCACAUUUGAAUGUCACUAAUCCAUGGAAUAGGUUCAAGAUUUUUGAUUCACCAUUCCCUAGAUAUAGGCAUGCAGCUUCGGCCAUUUCAAGUGAUAAGAAUGAAGUGUUUAUCAUGGGUGGUUUGAAAGAUGGAUCGGUGUUUGGCGAUACAUGGAGAAUUGUACCUCACGAAAGUAAUGAUGGUGGUGAAGUGUUGAAUUAUUCGGCUGAAAAUAUCGAAGUUACUAAUAAUAACAACCCACCUGCUAGAGUCGGUCACUCAUCAGUGUUGUGUGGUAAUGCUUUUAUCAUUUAUGGCGGGGAUACAGUUGAAACAGAUGAACAUGGGUUCCCCGAUAAUAAUUUCUACUUAUUCAACAUCAACAAUCAUAAAUAUACCAUCCCUAGCCAUAUCUUGAACAAGCCCAAUGGUAGAUAUGGACACACAAUUGGCGUUGUUGCAGUAAACAACUCGUCAUCGAGGCUUUAUUUGUUUGGCGGACAAUUGGAAAAUGAUGUGUUCAAUGAUAUGUAUUAUUUUGAAUUGAAUUCAUUUAAGUCACCCAAAGCUAGUUGGAAAAUUGUUGAUCCCGUAAACAAUUUCAGGCCACCACCAUUGACCAACCACUCAAUGUCGGUAUACAAGGAUAAGAUUUAUGUAUUUGGUGGCGUUUACAAUAAUGAAAAAGUUUCCAAUGAUUUAUGGGAAUUUGAUGUUGAAAUGGAAAAAUGGCAACAAAUUCAAACUAAUGGGACUAUUCCAUUACCAGUUAAUGAACAUUCAGCAUGUGUUGUUGAUGAUAGAUUGUACAUUUAUGGUGGUAAUGACUUUAGUGGUGUCAUUUACAGUAAUCUUUAUGUAUUGGACUUGAAGACUUUUACUUGGUACAAGUUGUUGGAAAGCGCUGAGGAAAAUGGCCCGGGACCAAGAUGUGGACACUCAAUGACCUAUUUACCCAAAUACAACAAGUUGAUAAUUAUGGGUGGUGAUAAGAAUGAUUAUAUUGUUGCUGAUCCACAUAAUUUCGAUACCUAUGAGACUUUUAAUGGUGCAGAAGUUGGAACAAUGAUUUACGAAUUGGAUAUAAAUAUUGUUGAUCAAUUUAUGUCUGAACCUAUUGAGCGAGCAAGGAAACCAAGAAAAGCUGCAGCUUCUGCAGUUGGUGCUCAGGCUAGCGAAGGAUUUGAUCGUCAUUCAAGAACAGGUUCAACUGGUCCUGAAGAUUAUGCAACCCCACGUGCAUCGCCACCACCUCCAGAUCGUACUGACUUGAAUCGAGGAUUAUCAACAAAUACAAUGAAUCGUCAUGCUGAUUUCGUUGAUGUUGAUACUCCUUCAGGUACAAUCUCACAUACUGAUCAUGAGGAAGAAGAGGAGGAGGCGGAAAAUAUUGUACCACAUGUGAAUCCAUAUGAGCAAGUUGAUCGUGAAACUAACAACUCUCAAGCAGGUGAGCCAGUUAAUGGACAUUUGGUAACGGACGAUGAAGAAGGUGAUGACGAUGAGGGAAACUAUUUGAGAAGAAGAUCACUUGAUCCUAAAUUCAACCAUGAUCAUGAAGAUGUGGUCACCAAUGGGGUUUCAGGAGCUGGUGUAGCUGCAGCAUUUGCCGCUGCUGGUGCUGCUGGAAAUUCUGCUGGACAUGCUUCAGUGUUGAAGAGAACUUUGGGAGGUAACUACGAUAAUGAUGACGAUGAUGAAGACACAAUCGAAGAAGCAUCUAAAAACAGAAGAUCCAGUUUUGCUGAUAAAUCAUAUGGUCUGACUUCUCACUACCCUGAUAUAACUAGCGAUCAUGAAGCAUCAUCAUACGCACAUGAUAAGAGUUAUAGUAGGGAUACAGAAGACGAAGAGGAAGAUGACAUUAUAAAACCAAUUUCCAUCAACAGAAGCGUCCGCUCGACUGAGGCUGCAGCCCCCUUCAACUCAACCACCUCAUCAUCAAAUGACACAAGAUUGAAUCGAAUCAUUGAAGAUUUACGAAAUGAGUUGGAUCAAGUUAAAUCUUCAACUAGUCAACAAUUGCAAACCGCAAAUGACAAGAUCAAUUCCUUACAACAACAAAAUACGCAAUUACAAUCGGCCCACAAAAAUGACAUUGAUGUUUACACACGUCAAAUCAAUGAUAAAGACGCUAUGAUUAACGAGUUGAAACUGAGCCUUGAUCCAAGUGCUUGGGAUCCCGAAGCGCCACAAACUGCGACAAAUUUAUCAGAAUUGAGUCGAUACAAGUUGGAAAGAUUAGAAUUGAAUAAUAAAUUGCUCUAUUUACAACAAGAAAAUAGCAAGUUGCAUGAUCAAUUUGCUGAAUUUGAACCAUUUAUGAAUAAUCAAAUUGGCGAAUUGGCCAAGUUCCAAAAAGUGAUUAAAGUACAAGAAGAGCAAAUUGAAAAAUUGUCAUAUCAAGUUAAAGAUCAAGAAGUUUUGCACAAGGAGAUUAAUGAUUGGAGAACGAAAUUUGAAAAUUUGAAUUUGGAAUUUGAAAAUUAUAGAGCUAUUCAUAAUGAUGAUGAUAUUGAGCUUGAACAAGAUGAUGAAGCAUCAUUUGCACAAGGAGGAAGCGCAAGCGGUGACAAUAGGUCUAUCUUAUCCCUGGCUAGAACAAGAAGAGAUAUUUCCACCCAGUUGGAAAGCUUAGUCUCGUUAUGGAAUGUCAAACAUCCCUCAGCACGUGAAGUUUCGCCUACAGCAACACCAGAAAAUAACCCCGUUGUCGCUAAAUUACAACAACAAGUUGAUGACUUGUUGCGUAUCUCUAAGCAAAAUGAUGAAAUUAGCCAUCAAGAAAUUUCACAAUUGCGUCAAGAAUUGACUCAACGUAUUAAUAAUUUGAAAAAUUUGGAAGAUAAUUAUCGAGAAUCAUUACAAUCGGUAAAUAACACAUCAAAAGCAUUGAAGUUGAAUCAAGAAGAAUUGAAUAACCAACGCAACUUUAUGGAUAAGUUGAUUAAGGAAAAUAAUGAGUUGAAGAUGUUUAAAUCUGCCCAUUUGAAAAAGAAUAAUGGCUCGUCAACAGCAACGCCAGUUUUGGAUGAUGCAUUUACUGAUGCAUAUGAAUCUGUCAAUCCUGAUGACGUUGAAGAUGAUGAAGGAGUCAUUAGUAAUGCACAUUUCAAUAUGAAGAUUAAAGACCUCGAGGCUGAUUUGUAUAUUAUCAAGCAAGAGAGAGAUCAAUUGAAGAACAAUGUCACAGCAUUGCAAAAGCAAUUGUAUUUGGCCCAAAAUAGUUAA
Molecule: messenger RNA, 3552 nt
Organism: Lodderomyces parapsilosis
Lineage: Eukaryota; Fungi; Ascomycota; Pichiomycetes; Serinales; Debaryomycetaceae
Gene: KEL1
Product: Kel1p
Exons: 1
Coding region: 1-3552 (1183 amino acids)
Molecular function (GO): protein binding
Source: RefSeq, a predicted model, not a curated record